Schizosaccharomyces octosporus yFS286 is the source of this 1776-nucleotide messenger RNA. RefSeq names its product acetylglutamate synthase Arg6. The record is from RefSeq and is a predicted model, not a curated record. Gene Ontology annotation, biological process: L-arginine biosynthetic process. Bases 124 to 1611 code for a protein of 495 amino acids. Gene Ontology annotation, cellular component: mitochondrial matrix. Gene Ontology annotation, molecular function: arginine binding; L-glutamate N-acetyltransferase activity, acting on acetyl-CoA as donor. NCBI's taxonomy places the organism in Eukaryota, Fungi, Ascomycota, Schizosaccharomycetes, Schizosaccharomycetales, Schizosaccharomycetaceae. The transcript has a single exon.
GACGUUUGAUAUGACUGGAGUGCUAAGAACAAACAAGUUUUCAAAUCUUUCCCUUUCAUUAAAUACUUUUUUGGGGUUUCUUUCUUCAACUUGUAAAUAUAUAUGAAAUAAUAAGAAUCGCUAAUGCAGAAACCUUCUUUCUUGCAGGACUUAAUUUGGAUUCUCAAAUCAGUCCCAAAUAAGAGAUCAACGAAAGGGUUUUUGCAAAAGUACGCUCCUGUCCGGUUUGAUAAUGUCUCUUCUAAAUUAAUAGAAAAUAAACUAUCAUAUGGCCUACAGAAGCGUGUAGCAAUUGCAAAAAUUGCUGAUGUAGACUCGCUCAACGAUGAAACUUUGUUUGGCAUUGGUAGAAGCAUUUAUGGACUUACCCGCCUUGGUAUACAUUCUAUAAUUGUUCCUACUGGACCUGAUUUAGGUAUCACUGCCAAAUUCAGACUACCGGAAAAAGAGCAAUCACAGUGGACCAUGCUCAGCUCCCUUUAUUCUCAACAGAAACGGGUUAUGCGUGUUUCUGAUAUCUUAUCCAAGGCUGGAGUAUUAACAAAACCAGUAUAUUCUUCCAUUUGCCAAUUAGGUCCGGAUGGCGCCUACCUAGAAAAUACUGAUUCCGUCUAUCGUUCGCUAACAUCUGAUUGUACACCAAUUAUUCCAAGCAGCGUAUUUAUGCAGAAUCUGAAGGAGAUUAGCAUAGAUGGAGAUGAAAUUAUUUAUGGUCUCGCAAAAUGUUUACACAAGCCACAAGAUGGUUGCGCGGUCGAUCGACUAAUUAUUCUAGAUAAAGUGGGCGGUAUGCCUUGUGCUCAACGUCCGCAAGGAUCAAGCCAUGUGUUAAUUAAUCUUUCUCAAGAAUACGAAGGAUUAAGGAAAUCACUACCGAAGCACCACAUGAAAAACUUAUUUUUGGCUCAACGGUGUCUGAAAGUGUUAUCCAAGGAAGCCUCUGCCAUUGUUACUACCCCAGCUGAAGCAAUGUUGACGAAUUCUUCAAUGGAUCGAAACCCAUUGAUUCACAAUGUUUUAACAGAAAGAUCCAUUUUCUCUUGCUCUUUACCUAGAGAUAGGUCGCCAGUUACGAAGACUACUUUACUUCGACGGGGUGUUGCGGUAUAUACAUACAUGGGAGUUGACUGUAUUACUGAUGAGUCUAUUUCCUGGGAAAGGGUUUGGAUGUUGAUUAAUGAUUCUUUUAGUCGCACUUUGGAUAUGGAAGCCUAUUUGCAGCGUUUGAAAGAUUCCCUUGCUGCAAUCAUCAUUGCUGGUGAUUACGCUGGUAUUGCCGUUGUUACAUACGAAAAAGCUCAAAAAGGAAAAGAAAAAAUCCCCUAUCUUGAUAAAUUGGCUGUAUCGAAAAGCGCGCAAGGCUCUGCUGCUAUAUCCGAUGUCCUGUUCAACGCGAUGGUAGAACUAUAUCCUAAGGAAUUGAUUUGGAGGUCUAGGUUGGAUAACCCUGUGAACAAGUGGUACUUUGAAAGGAGCGUUGGCUCUUUGAAAUCACCAAAAACGCCUUGGAGAUUAUUUUGGACCGGGGAUACCCAAGUAAAAAGCCUUGAUCACGUCGGUGAUUAUUUAAGUAUUAUAGAUCGAAUUCAGCCGACUUGGUUAAAUGACUAACUUUGUUUUGAUUGAGUGUUGAAUUCGAAGAACAACUUUUUUUGCUACAAUGGACUUUCAGAGAUUUGGAGUAAUUAAUAUGAAUAUAUAUUUUAAGCUACGUCUUUUAAAUAUGUUCUAUUGAAUGGUUUCUAGACUUAAAUUUCGCAUGCUCUCGGAAGGUAU